AUGGUUCUUCCUACUGUUAAUGACGUAGCUACUAAGCAUCCACUACAAAAUCGAUGGGUAUUAUGGUAUGAUAACCCAAAGAAACGCCACUCGACCGAGUCCUGGGAAGAAAAUCUGAAGAAUGUGUAUACAAUUAGUACAGUAGAAGACUUUUGGUGUCUAUACAACAAUAUUCUAGUACCUACAAAGCUUUCAAUCGGCAGUAAUUAUCACUUAUUUAAGGAAGGAAUUCGACCAAUGUGGGAAGAUCCGAUUAAUGCCAAGGGCGGGAAGUGGAUUUUCACUAAUCCUCGCUCGCGUAAAGCGCGACUUGAUGAGUGUUGGCUCUACGUGAUGCUUUCACUGAUUGGUGAGACGCUGCAGGAUGAAGAUGAUGUUUGUGGUGCUGUGGUUAGCGUGCGCAAGGCGCAAGACCGCAUUGCUAUUUGGAGUGCAACAGCGGAUGCUGAGGACCGUCAGAAGGCCAUUGGACGGGGCUUUCGUCAAGCUCUCGUUGAUCUUGGCAAGAGUGAAGUGCUCAAGUAUCAGUCGCAUGCUGACGCUGCGGCAAGCGGAUCCAGUUUCCAGAACGAAGUACUGUAUGAGGCGUGA
Molecule: messenger RNA, 591 nt
Organism: Peronospora belbahrii
Lineage: Eukaryota; Oomycota; Peronosporomycetes; Peronosporales; Peronosporaceae
Source: the annotation of a GenBank genome assembly